Penicillium malachiteum is the source of this 2277-nucleotide messenger RNA. RefSeq lists its product as uncharacterized. Bases 1 to 2277 code for a protein of 758 amino acids. The record is from RefSeq and is a predicted model, not a curated record. NCBI's taxonomy places the organism in Eukaryota, Fungi, Ascomycota, Eurotiomycetes, Eurotiales, Aspergillaceae. The transcript has 9 exons.
AUGUCAUGGGAAAAAGAAGGAGCUAAGGACUGGGAUUUGCCUGGUUAUGGCAAACCAAUGCAGAGUGAAAGUGCGGCCGAGAAGAAGUCAAAUCGCUCUCUUGUUACGCCAUCCAAAACUCUAGGACCACCUGACUACCGAGGAUUAAUAACACCAACAAGCCCAUUUGCAGUUACAAAUCGGUACUCGGAAAUUUCUACGCCAUCAAUUAACUUGCCCCUUCAGUUGACGCAACCUUCUCGGCCUGAUCAACAGCCAGUUUCACAGUCCCGUCUCAGACAAAUUGCGAAUGUUCAGCCGGUGAAGCCACCAUAUCUCGGAGCCAGUGAGUUGCUACAGGAAUCACCAGCAAAACAGCGGUGGAGACAAGGCCUCAACUGUGAUGCGGUUGUACGUUUGCCUGCAGGCUUUCCGAGUCUACGAGUCAAGCCAAGCAGCUUCAAGGGUAAUUAUGAGUUCCUCAGAACAGCCAAGACUUUCACCCGCUCUGAAGGUCGCGAAAGGACUUUUGAGCUCAUUAGUCAGACAACGGGGGCAUAUAUCUCGCAAGCAAACGCUGGUGAUCGACACAUUCUCAUCUGGGGAGAACCAAAGCAAGUUGCGGAGGCCAGAGAUAUUCUACUCAAGCUGAUCGAACAGUACUAUGGCCCAAGACUUCCCGAGGGAAGUGCUUCCUGGUCGAAGGUUCAUCCUGAGUAUACGGAGGAUGUUGAGAGAACAGAUGUCGAGAAGACAAUCAAAGACGUGGUCGUGCAGCUACGAGAGGCGCCCGAUGAUAGGGAGUCGUACCCGAAGGAAAUGCUAUUCAUUUGGCCUAGGAGUGGGCCAUCUCCUCGGCAAAGUCUAGGGAAUCAGCUAGAAAAGCUAGAUGUGAUUCGAAAGACAUUCAAAGUGCAUAUCUUCCUGAAAAGCAACCACGAGGACUACAUUUCUGUGUGUGGAAACGAAACUCUCAAUAUGGAGCAAGUUGCAGCUCAGCUCCGAGAACAAUGGAAGGCAGCCAUUGCAAAAUCCGACGUUCGAGUCAAAGCGUUCUUGGUUGAGCCAGGAAGGAAACGCCUCAUUGAAAACAAAGUUACACUGGUCAAAAAGAAUCGUCUUGCAUUUCCACUUCCUCCCGAAACGCAAGAACCUCUUAUUGACUUGGACACACAAGAUGUUAAGGCGCCACAUGUGGUUCGGAAGAGAAACGACCAGAUUAUUCUUCAAAGCUUUCACAAAGCCUUGUCCCAAGCCCAUUUUUUCGCUGGUUAUCUACGAAUGCGCCUGCACUUUGGGUCAUUUGUGUUAGACCGUUAUCGGAAACCUACUAACCACACAGAUGGAUACACUCCCCAGGAAUUCCGUGAGAUGAUGUGCCAUGAACGAGUUCUAGGAAGGCUAGUUCCAGGAAUGAAACUCAGUGGUGAUGACUUGCUUUCUCGAUGUAUGAGUGCAAGCUCUCUGUUUGCACCCAUGGAUGAACUGGGCAAACUUUCGGAUAUGGAACGGGCCAUCCCGACCUAUGCAGCAUCUUUUGAGUUCACUGGCCCUGCAGAGUCGCAAUUUCGUUUGGAAGUAGACUUCAGGCAGCGUGCUCUGGAAAUUGAACAAGGUCGCCAUCGAUGGUUUAAAGCCCACUCACAAACCACCGGAGACACCCGUCGCUUGCCUUUGCAAGUUAGUAUGGUGGACUUUUCGAGAUCUGACUGGCAAGGGGAUAUCGAGCUUUUUGAACCUUUAAAUGGGACCGAGGUUAAACCUAAUCUCGUUGACUUUCUCAAAACAGUCAGGUUCGAUAAUCGAAUUCGCGUUCAUGGUAUGACCCUGAGACCUCGUCAGAAAGUUCUUUUCAAUUCUGGGGCACCGCUGGAAAGUUUCACCGAAAAGGCGUCGAUUCGAUUGCAGAUUAGAAGAACGAAAUAUGUAUUUGAGCUGGCUCGAUUCGAUCAUUAUACCCGAACGUCAGUUGGUUGGGUAAAGGUGCCAACUGUUUCUUGGGGCGCAACUUUAUACGAUCCUAAUUGGGACACGGUAUUAGGAAGCGGGUUGCUGUCGGGAGAAAAAGUCCAGAAGAAAUCCGAGGUCCAUGUUGGCAGUUUUGAGUCCUUUUUCCCAACUCAGAAACCAAUGGACGAUAGGCCCGAUGACCAUGGCUUUUGGGAACUGAUGGACAUCGUGGAUCAGAUAUCCGCGAUUCUCGGACCUACCAAUGACUCGGAUGCGUUCGCGGAAGAGCCAAAACAGCAGAUCAAGCGACCAGAAGUGCUUGGUGUUGAGCUUGGAACCCUGUUCUAG